AUGCUCUAUAAAACUUGGCAAAUGCUCUAAAUGGGUCUUUUUCUAGCGCAACAGGAUACCAUUUUUUAUUUUAUCGCAGGAUUCAAAAAGCAAGAGGAAAGAAGAAAGAAAUCAGGGAGAGCACUAAUUCUCACUUCUCAGUAAUGGCUUCAAUGGCAUCAUCAAAUACCUACCAUUUUUAUCCCAAUAAAUUCAAAAGUAAAGUAUACACUAGUAAAUCUUCUUUCUUCCCUUGUAUUGUUUCAUGUAAGGAGCAGGAGCAGCAACAGCCACAGCAGGAUGAAAACACCAAACAAAUGGGUCGCAGGGAAAUAAUACUAAGGAGCAGUGAAAUUGCAGUUCUUGGAGCUCUCUUCAACUUCAGUGGUAAAAAGCCAAAAUACUUGGGUGUUCAGAAGAAUCCACUUGGUCUAGCACUUUGUCCAGCCACCAACAACUGUGUUUCUACUUCUGAGAACAUCAGUGAUUCUACUCACUAUGCACCUCCUUGGAACUAUAACCCUGAAGGGAAACGCGGUAAUGUCAGCAGAGAAAAGGCUAUGGAGGAGCUACUUCAAGUGCUAAAAUCAACAAAACCAGACAAGUUCUCUCCAAAAAUAGUGGAGAAGAAAGACGAUUAUGUGCGUGUGGAAUAUGAAAGUCCUAUCUUGGGGUUUGUAGAUGAUAUGGAGUUCUGGUUCCCACCAGGCAAGAAACCAAUUGUACAGUAUCGGUCAGCAUCUCGCUUGGGGAAUUAUGACUUUGAUGCUAAUAGAAAGAGAAUCAAGGCCUUGAGAUUGCAAUUAGAGAAGAAGGGAUGGGCAUCAGAAGACACCGUCUGAAAGGUCUGAUCUUCAUAAAGGAGCAAUUGUUCAUUACUUGUUAGCAUGAUGAAUAAGACCGUGUACCUAAUUCAGAUUGACUCAUAUAUUGGACCUUUUAAAUUUGGAAAGCUCAAUAGAGCAGUGAAAUAACAUCAUAUUCUGGUCACCAUGUUAGCUUUUGAAAUUCUGAUGAAAAUUGUCUACGGCCUCAACAGAGCGUUGGACGUAUAGGCCUUCUAUUGUUGAGGCUGCAUUUUACCAACAGAACAAGCAGCUGCAAAUCUUCGUAUACGCAAUUACUCUGUAUCAAAUGGCUGGGAACUGGUAGUAGCUUUCUCCAUUGCAUGUACCUCUAUUUUUCUUUCAUCAGAAUGGCAGCAUCAUUAUAAGGCAAUGGGGUGUCAUAUGACACCCAUUGAGUAAAGGUGGGCAGUUGGCUGA
Messenger RNA from Nicotiana attenuata, 1244 nucleotides. RefSeq lists its product as uncharacterized. Lineage: Eukaryota; Viridiplantae; Streptophyta; Magnoliopsida; Solanales; Solanaceae. The record is from RefSeq and is a predicted model, not a curated record. Bases 144 to 821 code for a protein of 225 amino acids. The transcript has 7 exons.